This is a messenger RNA of Passer montanus (Eurasian tree sparrow), 11376 nucleotides long. Its product is annotated as protocadherin Fat 4-like. The record is from RefSeq and is a predicted model, not a curated record. NCBI's taxonomy places the organism in Eukaryota, Metazoa, Chordata, Aves, Passeriformes, Passeridae. Gene Ontology annotation, biological process: homophilic cell-cell adhesion. Gene Ontology annotation, molecular function: calcium ion binding. Bases 51 to 9767 code for a protein of 3238 amino acids. The transcript is spliced from 16 exons. Gene Ontology annotation, cellular component: cell-cell junction; plasma membrane.
AAAUAACACUUCAGGAUAUCAAUGACAAUCCACCAGUAUUCCCCACAGACAUGCUUGACCUGACUGUAGAGGAGAACAUAGGGGAUGGAUCUAAAAUACUGCAGCUGACAGCCAUGGAUGCUGAUGAGGGAGCCAAUGCCCUGGUGACGUACACCAUCAUCAGCGGUGCAGAUGACAGCUUCCACAUCGACCCCGAGUCGGGCGAGCUGAUCGCCACCAAGCGCCUGGACCGCGAGCGCCGCUCCAAGUACUCCCUGCUGGUCCGCGCUGACGACGGCCUGCAGUCCUCGGACGUGAGGAUAAACAUCACCGUCAGCGAUGUCAAUGACCACAUCCCCAAGUUCUCCAAGCCAGUGUACUCCUUUGACAUCCCAGAAGAUGCCACUCCAGGCUCCUUGGUGGCAGCCAUUCUUGCCACUGACGACGACUCGGGCGUCAACGGGGAGAUCACGUACACCAUAAGCGAGGAUGAUGAAGAGGGAAUCUUCUUCCUGAAUCCCGUCACCGGGGUCUUCAACCUGACACGGGCCCUGGACUACGAAGCUCAGCAGUAUUACAUCCUCACCGUCCAUGCCGAGGAUGGGGGAGGCCAGUCCACGGCCAUCAGGGUGUACUUCAACAUCCUGGACAUCAACGACAACCCGCCCGUCUUUGGCAUGGCCUCCUACAGCACUUCCUUGAUGGAGAACCUUCCCCCUGGGUCCGCCAUCCUCAACUUCAGCGUCACCGACGCCGAUGACGGUCCCAACUCUCAGCUGUCCUUCAGCAUCGCGUCCGGGGACAGCGCGGGGCAGUUUGGCAUCGACAACCGUGGGGUGCUGAGCAUCCGGCAGCCCUUGGAUCGGGAAAGCCAGUCCUUCUACAGCCUCGUCGUGCAAGUCCACGACAUGGCCCCACUGCCAGCCUCCAGGUACACCAGCACAGCCCAGGUUUCCAUCAUUCUGCUGGAUGUGAACGACAGCCCCCCGAGCUUUAUCUCCCCGAAGCUGACGUACGUGCCGGAGAACACGCCCAUGGACACAGUGGUGUUCAAAGCCCAGGCCACGGAUCCCGACAGCGGUCCCAACAGCUACAUCGAGUACAGCCUGCUCCGGCCUCCGGGAAGCAAGUUCAGCAUCGGCACCAUUGAUGGCGAGGUGAGGCUCACCGGGGAGCUCGACAGAGAAGCCGUGGCCAACUACACCUUGACUGUGGUAGCCACAGACAAGGGUCAGCCGUCCCUUUCUUCGUCUACGGAUGUGGUGGUCAUAGUCCUGGACAUCAAUGACAACAACCCGCUCUUUGCCCAGAAGCUUUACAAAGUGGAGGUGGCGGAAAAUACUUUGACAGGGACGGAUUUAAUCCAGGUGCUGGCUGCUGAUGGAGAUGAGGGGACAAACGGGCAGGUGCGCUACGCCAUCGUCAGCGGGGAUGCCAGCAAUGAGUUUCGGAUCGAUUCUGUGACGGGGGUGAUCACUGUGGCCAAGCCUUUGGACAGAGAGAAGAAGCCCUCCUACACACUGACUGUUCAGUCAUCCGACCGUGGGAGCAGCCCCAGGACCGAUACCGCGACAGUCAGUAUUGUCCUGAAGGAUGUCAAUGAUUUCAUUCCCACGUUUGAGCUUUCCCCCUACUCUGUGAACGUCCCUGAGAAUUUGGAGACACUCCCAAAAGUUGUCCUUCAGGUUGUAGCAAGGGAUGAUGACCAGGGGCUGAACAGUGAGCUGACCUACGUGCUGGUGGCUGGCAAUGAGGAGGGAGCCUUCACCCUGUCGGGCAGCGGGGAGCUACGCCUGGUGCGGAGCCUGGACCGCGAGGCCAAGGAGCAGUACCUGCUGCUGGUCACGGCUGCUGACGCAGGAUCUCCUGCCCUCACUGGCACUGGAACCAUUGCUGUCACAGUGGAUGAUGUCAAUGACAACGUCCCCACGUUUGCCUUUAACAUGUAUUUUGCCACUGUUCCGGAGGAUGCUCCCACGGGGACAGACAUUUUGCUCGUGAACUCCUCGGAUGCUGAUGCUUCUACAAAUGCUGUUAUUAGCUACAGGCUUAGGGGCGGCAAUUCCCAAUUCACCAUCAACCCCUCUACAGGACAGAUCAUCACCAGUGCCCUCCUUGACCGGGAGGCGAGGGAGAACUACACCCUGGUGGUGGUGGCCAGCGACGGGGGCUUCCCCAGGGCUCUCUCCAGCUCUGCCAGCGUGCUGGUGUCCGUGGCCGACGUGAACGACAACCCGCCCAAAUUCCAGCACCACCCCUAUGUCACCCACGUGCCGUCGCCCACCCCCUCAGGCUCAUUCGUGUUUGCUGUGACUGUCACCGACGCAGAUGCCGGCUCCAAUGCCGAGCUCCAUUAUUCCCUCGUGGGGAAGAACUCUGAGAAAUUCCACAUUGAUCCAGCAAGGGGGGCAAUCCUGGCUGCAAAACCACUGGCAGGAGAGUCCGAAGUCACCAUUUCUGUUCAUGUGAGGGAUGGUGGCCGGUAUCCCAAGACAGACUCUACCACUGUCACUGUGAGGUUUGUGGACAAAGCCGAAUUUCCUCGUGUUCAGGCCGAGCAGGAGACCUUCACCUUCCCUGAAAACCAAGCAGUUGGGACACUUGUCACCACCGUCUCUGGAUCUUCAGCCAGAGGAGGCUCCUUGUCCUAUUACAUUGCCAGCGGUAACCUGGGCAGCACCUUCCUGGUGGACCAGGUGACAGGACAGCUUUCUGUCGGGCGGGCUUUAGAUUUUGAAGCCGUGCAGAAAUACGUGGUGUGGAUUGAGGCCAGAGACACGGGCUUUCCCCCCUUUUCCUCCUACAAGAAAUUGGAAGUAUCAGUGAUUGACGUCAACGAUAAUGUGCCAGAGUUUGAGCAAGAUCCCUUCGUUGCAGAAAUAGCAGAGAACCUGUCCCCACGGAAGAUACUGACGGUGGCUGCUGUUGACAGGGACAGUGGUCUGAAUGGACAGCUGAAUUACGAAAUAAUUGAGGGCAAUACCGAAAACAGUUUCAGUAUCAAUCGAGCCACUGGUGAGAUCAGAAGUGUCCGGCCCUUGGACAGGGAGAAACUGUCUCAGUACACGCUAACCAUAAAAGCUUCAGACAAAGGCACUCCGCUCCAGAGCACGACUGUCAAAGUUAUCAUUAACAUUUUAGAUGAAAAUGACAACGCUCCGAGGUUUUCGCAGAUAUUCAGUGCUUCUGUGCCUGAAAAUGCUCCUCUGGGUUUUACAGUAACACGAGUCACAACGUCAGAUGAGGACAUUGGGGUGAACGCAGUCAGCAGGUACUCCAUAAGGGAUACGAGUCUCCCAUUUACCAUAAAUCCCAGCACUGGGGACAUCACCAUCAGCAGACCACUGAACAGAGAGGACACUGACCGCUACAGAAUCAGGGUCUCUGCACAUGACUCAGGGUGGACGGUGAGCACAGACGUCACUAUAUUUGUCACAGAUGUCAAUGACAAUGCCCCACGAUUUACAAAACCAUCCUAUUACCUGGAGUGUCCUGAGCUUCCUGGGAUCGGGCUAAAGGUCACCCAGGUUUCAGCCACUGAUCCAGAUGAAGGGUCCAAUGGUCAAGUCUUCUACUUCAUAAAAUCCCAGUCUGAGUUCUUCCGCAUUAACGCAACCACAGGAGAGAUUUUCAACAAGCAGUACUUAAGGUACCAAAACUCCAGCGGUUCCAGCAAUGUCAACAUCAACAGGCACAGCUUCAUCGUGACAUCAUCAGACCGGGGCAGUCCCCCGUUAGUGAGUGAGACCACCGUCACCAUAAACGUCGUAGACAGCAAUGACAACGCACCGCUCUUCCUCGCCCCUAAAUAUUUCACUCCUGUGACUAAGAACGUGAGGGUUGGCACAAAUCUGAUUAAAGUUACUGCGGUGGAUGACAAGGACUUUGGCUUGAAUUCUGAAGUGGAGUACUUCAUCUCUGAUGAGAGCAAAACUAAUAAAUUCAGACUGGACAGGAGUACAGGCUGGAUUUCUGUGUCAUCUUCACUAAUGGCUGAUUUGAACAAAAACUUCCUGUUUAAAGUGAAAGCCAAGGACAAGGGUAAUCCCCCACUCUCAUCUGAGGUAGCUGUUGAAAUAGUAGUGACAGAAGAAAAUUACCAUACACCCGAGUUUUCCCAGAGCCGCAUGAGCGUUACUAUCCCGGAGAGCUACUCUGUUGGAACGGUGGUCAGGACGGUUUCAGCACGAGACAGAGAUGCUGCUAUGAACGGAUUAAUCAGCUACAAUAUUUCCUCUGGAAAUGAAGCUGGAAUCUUUGCUAUUAAUACCACCACUGGUACACUGACACUAGCCAAACCACUUGAUUUUGAGUUACACCAAAAGCACGAGCUGGUUGUUACUGCCACGGAUGGAGGGUGGGUGUCCCGAACAGGCUACUGCAGUGUCACUGUCAAUGUCAUUGAUGUCAAUGAUAACUCCCCAGCAUUCAGCCCUGAGGAGUACUUUCCCACCGUGCUAGAAAAUGCCCCCAGCGGGACAACUGUUAUUAGUUUAAACGCCACUGAUGCUGACUCUGGAUCUAACGCUGUGAUUGCGUAUGCCAUCCAGUCCUCAGACAGUGACCUCUUUGUCAUUGACCCCAACACAGGAACCAUCACCACCCAGGGAUUUUUAGACUAUGAAACAAAGCAGAGUUACCAUCUAACAGUAAAAGCUUUUAAUGUUCCAGAUGAAGAGAGGUGCAGCUUUGCUACUGUCAACAUCCAGUUAGAAGGGACAAAUGAAUAUGUGCCCCGUUUUGUGUCCAAGCUUUAUUACUUUGAGGUUUCAGAGGCAGCCUCCAAAGGUACUGUUGUAGGUGAGGUUUUUGCAAGUGAUCGUGAUAUGGGCAUUGAUGGAGAAGUCCACUACCUCAUCUUUGGCAACAGCAGAAAGAAGGGCUUCCAGGUAGAUGAGAAAAGUGGCCAGAUCUACGUUUCAGGACCUCUUGACAGAGAAAAAGAAGAACGGAUCUCUUUGAAAGUCCUUGCAAAAAAUUUGGGGAGCAUUCGUGGCGCAGAUAUAGAUGAAGUAACUGUUAAUAUCACAGUCCUGGAUGCCAACGAUCCUCCCGUUUUUACCUUGGGAGCCUACAAUGUACGGAUCAGCGAGGGUGUUCCUCCAGGCACCCAUGUCACCUUCGUCAGUGCCUUUGAUUCAGAUUCUGUCCCCAGCUGGAGCAGGUUUUCCUAUUUCAUCGGGUCUGGCAACGAGAACAGCGCCUUUUCCAUCAACCCACAGACGGGACAGGUGACGGUCACUGCAGAGCUGGAUCGAGAAACGCUGCCUGUCUACAACCUCUCUGUGCUGGCCAUCGAUUCAGGAACGCCGUCUGCGACAGGAAGUGCCUCUCUAGUGGUAACUUUGGAAGACAUCAACGACAACGGCCCUACCUUGUCCACCAGCCAAGGAGAAGUCCUGGAGAAUAACCGCGCAGGAACUCUGGUGAUGACACUUCAGUCAUCGGAUCCCGAUCUCCCUCCCAACCAAGGUCCUUUCACGUAUUACUUGCUCAGCACUGGCCCUGCCACCAGCUACUUCAGCCUCAGCACCGCUGGAGUCCUGACAACGACGAGGGAGAUUGACAGGGAGCAAAUCAGCGAUUUCUACCUCUCAGUGAUUACCAGAGACUCUGGCGUUCCUCAGAUGUCUUCCACAGGAACUGUGCAGAUCAAGGUAAUAGACCAAAACGACAACCCGUCUCAGCCCAGAACAGUAGAAAUCUUUGUUCAUUAUUAUGGCAACCUCUUCCCAGGUGGAAUUUUGGGCAACGUAAAGCCGCAGGAUCCAGAUGUGCUAGACAGCUUCCAGUGCUCCCUCACCUCAGGAGUCACCAGCCUUUUCAGCAUUCCCGGGGGCACCUGUGAGCUGCACUCGCAGGCGAGGUCCACGGAUGGCACGUUUGACCUGGCCGUCCUCAGCAAUGACGGGCUGCACGGAGCUGUCACCAGCAGCGUCCGGAUCUUCUUCGCGGGCUUCAGCAACGCCACCAUCGACAACAGCGUCCUGCUUCGCCUGAGCGCCCACAGCGUGCGGGACUUCCUGACCAACCACUACCUGCACUUCCUGCGCAUCGCCAGCUCCCAGCUGACGGGGCUGGGCACGGCCAUCCAGCUCUACGGCCUCUAUGAGGACAGCAACCACACCUUCCUGAUGGCGGCCGUCAAGCGCGGCAGCAACCAGUACGUGAACCCCAGCGGCGUGGCAACCUUCUUCGAGAGCAUCAAGGAUGUCCUCUUCCGUCAGAGCGGGGUGCGGGUCGAGGCCGUGGACCACGACUGGUGCCUGCAGAGCCCCUGCCAGAACGGAGGGAGCUGCCUGAGGAGGCUGGCGGUGGGGCCCGCCCUGAGGACCCACGAGAGCGUGCCCGUCAUCAUCGUGGCCAACGAGCCGCUGCGGCCCUUCAUGUGCAGGUGCCUGCCGGGGUACGAGGGCAGCCUGUGCGAGACCGACGUCGACGAGUGCCUCCCGUCGCCCUGCCACAACGAGGGCACCUGCCACAACCUGGUGGGGGGCUUCUCCUGCAGCUGCCCUGAGGGUUUCACCGGCAUGGCUUGCGAGAGGGACGUCAACGAGUGCCUUUCCAACCCCUGCAAAAAUGGUGCUGCCUGCCAGAACUUCCCAGGAAGCUUCAACUGCGUUUGUAAAACCGGGUACACAGGGAAAACGUGUGACUCCACUGUCAACUACUGUGAGUGCAACCCUUGUUUCAAUGGUGGUUCCUGCCAAAGUGGGCUGGAGGGGUAUUUCUGCCACUGUCCCUUUGGUGUUUUUGGGAAUCACUGCGAGCUGAACAGUUACGGAUUUGAAGAGCUGUCCUACAUGGAGUUCCCCAGUAUGGAUCCCAACAAUAAUUACAUCUACAUAAAGUUUGCCACCAUAAAGAGUAACGCCUUGCUGCUGUACAACUACGACAACCAGACUGGGGAGCGGGCGGAAUUCCUGGCGCUGGAGAUAGCGGAAGGGAGGCUGAGGUUCUCCUACAACCUGGGCGCUGGCACGUACAAGCUCACCACGGCUAAGAAGGUGUCUGAUGGACAGUUCCACACCGCCAUCGCCCGCCGGGCUGGCAUGGCAGCAUCCCUGACGGUGGAUUCCUGCUCUGAGGACCAGGAGCCAGGCUACUGCACUGUUAGCAACGUUGCUGUUUCGACUGACUGGACUCUCGAUGUACAGCCAAAUCGAGUUACUGUUGGUGGCAUCAGGUCCAUAGAGCCCAUCCUUCAGAGGAGAGGACAGGUGGAAAGCCAUGAUUUUGUGGGCUGCAUAAUGGAGUUUGCAGUCAAUGGACGUCCCCUGGAGCCCAGCCAGGCUUUGGCAGCCCAAGGAAUCUUAGAUCAGUGUCCCAGACUGGAAGGUGCUUGCACGACCAGCCCCUGCCAGCACGGUGGCACUUGUGUCGAUCAGUGGUCGUGGCAACAGUGUCACUGCAAGGAUGGACUGACAGGAAGGCACUGUGAAAAAUAUGUCACUGCUGACACGGCCCUGUCGCUGGAGGGCAAGGGACGCCUCGACUACCACAUGAGCCCCAACAAGAAGCGGGACUACCUGAUGAGACUGGGGGCUUGGGGCCCGCCGGGCGUGGAGCGCUUGGAGGUGAAGUUCAUGACGAGGAGCGAGAGCGGCAUUCUGCUCCACGUCCAAGAGAGCAGCAACUUCACUACCGUGAAGAUAAAAGGUGGGAAGGUGCACUACAUAUCUGAUGCUGGAGUUGCUGGGAAAGUGGAAAGGAACAUCCCUGAGGUGUAUGCUGCAGAUGGCCAGUGGCACUCGGUCCUCCUGGAGAAGAACGGCUCUGCCACCAUCCUGUCAGUGGACAGGACUCACAGCCGGGACAUUCUCCAUGCCACCCAAGACUUCGGUGGCCUGAACGUCCUCACCAUUUCUCUGGGAGGAAUUCCAUCCAGCCAACCUUUCAAGAGCACAGCUGCAGGCUUCAACGGCUGCAUUUCCUACAUCAAGUACGGCGGGGAGAGCCUCCCCUUCUCCGGCAAGCACAGCCUUGCCACGCUCUCCAAAACAGACCCCUCGGUGAAGAUGGGCUGCCACGGCCCCGACGUGUGCGCCAGCAAUCCCUGCUGGGGCGAGCUGAUGUGCAUCAACCGCUGGUUCGCCUACCAGUGCGUGCCCCCGGGCGCCUGUGCCUCCAGCCCCUGCCUCAACGGGGGCAGCUGCGAGCCCGGGCCCCACGCCACCUUCACCUGCAGCUGCCCCGAGGCCUACGCGGGACGGACAUGCGAGACCGUGGUGGCCUGCCUGGGGGUCCUGUGUGCCCCCGGCCAUGAGUGCAGGGCGGGCGUCAGCGGCGGCCACGUGUGCCUCCCGUCCCCUCGCCCCACCGAGCUGUCCCUGCCGCUCUGGGCCGUGCCGGCCAUCGUGGGCAGCUGCGCCACGGUCCUGGCGCUGCUGGUCCUCAGCCUCAUCCUCUGCAACCAGUGCCGGGGGAAGAAGUCAAAGGGGCCGAAAGAGGAGAAGAAAACGAAGCAGAAGAAGAAGAAGAAAGGGAGCGAGAAUGUGGCGUUUGAUGACCCUGACAACAUCCCACCCUACGGUGAUGACAUGACUGUCAGGAAGCAGCCCGAAGGGAACCCGAAACCCGACAUCAUCGAAAGGGAAAACCCUUACCUCAUCUACGAUGAGACAGACAUCCCGCAUGCCACGGAGACAAUCCCCAGUGCCCCGCUGGCUUCCCCCGAGCCUGAGAUAGAGCACUACGACAUCGACAAUGCCAGCAGCAUCGCCCCCUCGGACGCUGACAUCAUCCAGCACUACAAGCAGUUCCGGAGCCACACUCCCAAGUUCUCCAUCCAGAGGCACAGCCCGCUGGGCUUCGCCCGGCAGUCCCCCAUGCCCCUGGGAGCCAGCAGCCUGACCUACCAGCCUGCCUACGGACAGGGCUUGAGGACAACGUCCCUGAGCCACUCGGCGUGCCCCACUCCCAACCCCCUGUCUCGGCACAGCCCCGCACCCUUCUCCAAAUCCUCGACGUUCUACAGGCACAGCCCAGCCAGGGAGCUGCACCUCGCCAUCAGGGAAGGGAGCCCGCUGGAGAUGCAUGGCGAUGUCUGCCAGCCCGGCAUCUUCAACUACGCCACGCGGCUGGGGAGGAGAAGCAAGAGCCCACAGACCAUGGCGGGCCACAGCUCCCGCCCGGGAAGCCGCCUGAAGCAGCCCAUCGGGCAGAUCCCGCUGGAGACAUCUCCCCCGGUGGGGCUCUCCAUCGAAGAGGUGGAGAGACUGAACACCCCUCGCCCCAGGAACCCCAGCAUCUGCAGCGCAGACCACGGCCGCUCCUCUUCCGAGGAGGACUGCAGGAGGCCUCUGUCCCGGACGAGGAACCCGGCCGACGGCAUUCCCGCGCCCGAGUCCUCCUCCGACAGCGACUCGCACGAGUCCUUCACCUGCUCCGAGAUGGAGUACGACCGGGAUAAACCCGUGGCCUACACCUCCAGGAUGCCCAAGUUGUCCCAGGUCAACGAGUCGGAUGCGGAUGAUGAGGACAACUACGGCUCGAGGCUGAAGCCGCGGCGGUACCCGGGGCGCCGCGGCGAGGGCGGGCCCGUGGGGGCACAGGCAGCAGGCAGCGCGGCCGGGGAGGGCUCCCUGCCCGGGAAGCUGGGCCAGCAAGCGGGAAGCUUCAACUGGGACAACCUCUUGAACUGGGGCCCGGGCUUUGGGCAUUAUGUGGAUGUUUUCAAAGAUUUGGCAUCGCUUCCUGAGAAAGCAGCAGCAGCAGCGAGUGAAGACGGCAAAGGUGGUACAGCCAAGCCUGUUUCCAAGGAGGGGGAAGCAGAACAGUAUGUAUAGGCUUUGUCUCCUGGUACUGCCACAGUGCAAAGCCACGGGGCCUGCUCAAACCAUUAUAUGGUUGUAGAAAAGCCAAGGUCAGCAUCUGAUCCCCAGGCCAGUCUGGUUGGAGGAGACUUUAAAAAUAAUAACCAUUAUGCUGCUGAAAGAGACUUAAGACAUUUUUAAUUUAAUUAUGCUUGGAUGAAUUUAUUUCUCCUGCAUGCAUUGUAUUUGCAAACCAGAUAUUCGGCAUGCAGCCUUUGAAAAGGGUUUUCCUAUUUACCAUUGUUUGGUUCGUGGUUCUUAAAUUAAUAAUGCUUUGUUCUGAAAAUGAACUAAUUUUUUGUUUCAAUUGUGAAGGAUGUGCAUAUUGUCUCCAGCUACUAACAUGUUUUACGAUGCAAGAGUACUGAGGAUUCCAUUUUCCUUAAGAAGUGCAUGGAAGUAAGAUGGUGAAUGAAGGAAUUACCAUAGUGAGGUGUCUCAGAAAAUGUAGUUACCAUAUCCUGCAGUUGCUCACAUGUGACUUUAUGGAAUAAAUCAGCUUGAAUAAUUGCUGGCAACAGUGCUUGCUGUAAGUCUUAUUCCAUACAAGAGGUGCUAGAAGCAGCUCAAGCCAGUCAGCACUUUAGGAGUUUUUUUUUUCUUCUUCUUUUCAGUUUGUUUAUUUGUUCAUUUCAGGUCUCUUUCUUUUUUUUUUUUCUUUUUUUUUCUUUUUUUUUGUUUUGUUUCUUUGCUUGUUUGUUUUGGUUUGGUUUUUUUUGGACAAAGUUGUGUGAGAGCUUCUGAAUCUCUAUGAAAUGUUUUUGGGGAUGCUUACUUAAUCCUGGUCCCUUCCUGCCCCCACCCCAGUGAUUCCUGAUGGUCAUUUGUCAGCCCAGCCCAGUCCCCUGGCUCACAGCAGCAAGGGACAAACCUGUCCAUUCCCACAUCUCUUGGCCUCCCAGCUUGGCUGUGCUGCUGCUGCAGCCUGUGCUUCUCCCCUUACUCCAUUUUCCCAUCUGUACCGUGGAAAGGCAGGAAGAACACUUGGUUCCCUGCCUCACAGGGGUGUUGUGAGGGCUAAUUAGUUAACUCUUCUGAAGUGCUUCAACAUUAUAAAGCACUAUAAUAAGUAUUAUCAUAAUUAUUAUUAAAGCACUGCCUAGCCUCUGUGACCUUGGAGUGGCAUUUUCUGCAUUCUAUGAUUUUCUAUGGUGGAAAUUUUGAAGAAUUAUUUAUUGUAUAGAAAAUUACUGCACUCUAGCAUUUUGGAGCAGAUAUGAGGGAAAACUACUUGUAGAUUCAUUAACGUAGCUUACCAGUUGUCCCCAAUUCCCUAAAGUUGUAGGUGAAAUAGAUUCUCACAAAGUCCUUACAUCUUCACGCAGAUCUGAUGUACCUGUUGUACUGUGUAAAAACUUCAAAUUUUGUUGUUUUUUUUUUUUACCUAAGCUGUGUUUUUUAUAUCAAUAUUUUCCUAUGCUGAAUAGUUUUCUUACUUUCAGGGAAGGUAAGAAAAAUACUUUUUUUACAUUUGUUACUUAUGUAACAUCCAUAUUUUUCACAUUUUGAUAAAAUUGUAACAUACUGUAUGCUUUCUACCUGUAAAUGCCAAUAAUAGAAUUAAAAUAUUUAUUUAAAAUCU